GUGGGCGGGGCCAAGCUGGUUGCUAGGGGGCUGGCCUUCAAGGUCUCUCCCCACAGAGGACCCAGGUGUCUGGGGAGGCAACAUGGUGGGCUCUGGGAUCCCAGCUUUGAGCCUCUUCCUACUGAUACAGGGCUCAGUAGAUGGGAAUGGAAUCCAGGGGUUCUUCUAUCCCUGGAGCUGUGAGGGAGACAUAUGGGACCGGGAGAGCUGUGGGGGUCAGGCAGCACUGGAAAACCCCAAUCUCUGUCUGCGUCUCCGAUGCUGUUACCGAGAUGGGGUCUGCUAUCACCAGCGGCCGGAUGAAAACAUGCGGAGGAAGCACAUGUGGGCGCUGGGCUGGACGUGUGGAGGCCUCCUCUUCCUGAUCUCCAGCAUCUGCUUGUUCUGGUGGGCCAAGCGCCGGGAUAUGCUGCACCUGCCCAAGUUCCUGCAGGGCAAAUGCAACCUGUCCAGGACUGUGUCUCUGUUAUCCAAGGACCGGGGGACUCUGAGUGAAAAGAAGGCAUCCAUGGGCAGCACGCAAGCUUCCGUGCCUUUGGAGGGGACCUUGGAUAUCUCGGGAGCCACUGAAGGGGAAGGGACAGAAGGGGGUGAAGAAACGGAAGGGGGGGAAGAUGAUGCUUAGGGGCACCCUGGGGGGACCCCUCAAUACAGAUAUAGCACAUAGACAUUUGAUCUCUUUUCUGAGAGCCAUGGGAGCAGGAGGCAGAUAAGACCCAGAGUCAGGGAGAGAGAGAGAGUUUGGGGAGGGGUCCUGGGGUGAGUGAUGGGGAGCUGGACUGUGAUCAUGGGGUGUAAGAGCUGAGCGGGUAGAAUGAGAGGGGUCUGGGGAUAAGUGGGAGGGAUCUGAGCUGAAGGGGACCUGGGCAGAUGAGGGCCCCAGGCUGAUUGAGGGAGACUGGGCUGUGAUUAUGGGGUAUUGGGACUGAGGUGGUGUGAAAUGAGGAAUUUGGGGGUUAAGUGGGGGUGGCCUGGGCUGAUGGGACUGAGGGUAGCUAGGCUGAGGGACGCCUGAACUGGGCUGGGUGGGACAUGCUGCAGCCAGGGGGAGGUGCCCCUCAGCACUCUUCCUGCAGGGAGCACCACUGCCUGACAGCCUCUGCUGCCCCAGCAGGGGACUGUGCUCCCCACCUCCCCACCUGCAUCGGACAGGCUUCCCACCAAUGUCUGAGCAUGGCCAGGGAUCUGCAGGUCUUGUGCCUCCCCCAGCAGGUGAUGUAGCUCUCAGACCCCUCGUGGGCUAGCGGAAAUUUUCUUGGAAGUAUGUUCCAGUUCAACACUUGUCCUGCCCAUCCCUCCUUCCUUGCCCCUCUCCUUUCUCAGAGCCAGACCCGCGCCAACCUCCACUGCAUAAGUCUUUCCUCCAGCAAAUAUUUUGCAAGUCUAAUUUGUCCCUCCUCUUCUUGGAGGGCCCCAAACUAACAGAGGGGCCUGGGCAGAGGGAGGUCUGAACAGAGAGGGUGGGUCUUGGCUCGAGACCCUUUGGGAGAGGCCAGCA
Molecule: messenger RNA, 1498 nt
Organism: Rhinolophus ferrumequinum (greater horseshoe bat)
Lineage: Eukaryota; Metazoa; Chordata; Mammalia; Chiroptera; Rhinolophidae
Gene: TMEM190
Product: transmembrane protein 190
Exons: 5
Coding region: 83-625 (180 amino acids)
Biological process (GO): hematopoietic progenitor cell differentiation
Cellular component (GO): inner acrosomal membrane
Source: RefSeq, a predicted model, not a curated record